GAGGCCGACGAAUCAAACCAGCCACCAUUUAACCCCCCACGUCAAAAAAAUCGAUUUCGCCGUCCUCCUCGCCUCGCCCCCGCCCCCGCCCUCCCCUCCCCCCCAGAUCCGCCACCGCCGCGCCCCGAUCCCCGCCCCCUCGUCUGCCGGUCGGGGGAUCAGCACCAGCGCCGAUCGAGGGGUAGGAGGAGGAGGAGGACGAGGACGAGGAGGAGGCGGGUGCGCGCGACAUGGCUGCGCCGCCGGCGAGGGCCCGGGCCGACUACGACUACCUCAUCAAGCUCCUCCUCAUCGGGGACAGCGGUGUUGGCAAGAGUUGCCUCCUUCUGCGGUUCUCUGAUGGCUCCUUCACUACGAGCUUUAUUACCACGAUCGGUAUUGACUUUAAGAUCAGAACAAUAGAGCUGGAUCAGAAACGUAUUAAGCUACAAAUAUGGGACACGGCUGGUCAAGAACGUUUCCGGACUAUUACCACUGCGUAUUACCGUGGAGCCAUGGGUAUCCUGCUUGUUUAUGACGUCACCGACGAGUCAUCUUUCAACAACAUAAGGAACUGGAUCCGGAACAUCGAGCAGCAUGCCUCUGACAAUGUCAACAAAAUUUUGAUUGGCAACAAGGCUGAUAUGGAUGAGAGUAAAAGGGCUGUACCUACUGCGAAGGGGCAAGCUUUGGCUGAUGAAUACGGCAUCAAGUUCUUUGAAACUAGUGCCAAGACAAACCUCAACGUGGAGCAAGUUUUCUUCUCCAUUGCCCGCGACAUUAAGCAGAGGCUUGCCGAGACCGAUUCCAAGCCUGAGGACAAGACAAUCAAGAUUAACAAGGCAGAAGGCGGCGACGCCCCGGCAGCUUCGGGGUCUGCCUGCUGUGGCUCUUAAGGGACGAGUCAGUGUGUCCGUGAUCAUUGUUUAUUUGACAUCAUUCGGUUCCUGCUGCUGCUUGUCUGUUAUAGGAAGAAUGUCAAUCAAGAAGAAAAUUAUGACUUAUGAUACAGAUCUGGUUGUACUUAUAUUCGCUUCCCAUUCUUUGAAGCAACUACCCUUGCCGUUGACGUAGCUGUUGCCAUUGCUGGGAGCUAUUGUACGCUGGAUUUCAGUCCGUUGAACCUCUCGCUACAGUGUGUAAUGAUUUCAAAUCCAUGCUGUUGGCUUGCUGCUGUUUCUUUCCGAGCAAUCGAUAUGCAUGGAAUAACUUGUUGUGA
Aegilops tauschii subsp. strangulata is the source of this 1198-nucleotide messenger RNA. Its product is annotated as ras-related protein RABE1c. NCBI's taxonomy places the organism in Eukaryota, Viridiplantae, Streptophyta, Magnoliopsida, Poales, Poaceae. The record is from RefSeq and is a predicted model, not a curated record. Gene Ontology annotation, molecular function: GTP binding; GTPase activity.